UCCCCCUCAUUACGCGUCACGAGCGCGACUUGUGACGUAAGUCCCUAGUCACUCAGCAAGGUGCGCGUGUAGAAUCCAUGCUUUGGCUUGCAUUCACAAGUACCGGCAAACUCGGAGUUCAGGUCGUGCGCAAGACCUGGUUUGUUAGUUGCAAUCGAACUGCAAAUGGAAGUCGUAUUCUCGAUUUUUUAUGGAGCACAAAGCUUGUGAAUAAAGAUAUUCAGCAUCAAAUUGAAACUGAACACCACAACAUCGAAGCGGCGUCCAUUCUAACUCGUGUAGCCAGUGUCGGAAAUCUGUUCUCCGAAAACUUGUGUGCUCCCACCUUAUGGUAUCUCCACACUGUGCUGACAUUCAGUUGGGAAAACUUGUGGCGAAUCAGACAAACGAGUCUUUGUACAGCUGUACCUUCUGGUUUAAAUCUACCCAUAGUUCUCCCAAUGGACUCCCUAGAAAAUCCCUCGCCUAAUGCUGCAGGUACCGGCCAGUCUGAGGUUGGCUGUGCCAGUACACAACCAAACGAACCGACCAACAAGCGGAAAAGUGAUGAGCACGACGUGUCUGAGAAACGUCGCAAGAAGAGGCGAAGGGGACGCGGCGGGAAGAAACUUCCACCUGGAGAGAGGUACGUGCCCCCUCCGCAGAAGCGAAACCCUGGCAUCAGUUUCGGACCGGAACAUUUCCAGGAGACCAGCUAUUACUUCGAAGGGGGUCUCCGUAAGGUUCGACCCUAUUACUUCGAUUUCAGGACGUACUGUAAGGGCCGUUGGGUUGGCAAGACGCUUCUGGAGGUGUUCAGCUCCGAGUUCCGGGCGGAGACCAUCGAAUACUAUGAGGAAGCUGCCCGAAUUGGGCGGAUCAGACUGAACGAACAGCCGAUAAAGGACCUCCGGAUCACUCUGAAGCACAAUGACUUCAUGAAGAAUACUGUCCACCGUCAUGAACCACCAGUGUGCGCCCAACCACUUGAGAUACUGGCCCAAGAUGAUGAUCUGGUAAUAGUUAACAAACCGGCUUCUCUCCCUGUACAUCCUUGUGGCCGCUUUCGCCACAAUACCGUUAUCUUCAUUUUGGGAAAAGAGCAUGGGAUUAGUGGUCUUCACACUGUCCAUCGACUAGAUCGCCUGACUUCAGGGGUACUACUGUUCGCUCGCACUUUAGAAGCAUCACAGAGACUAGAUCAACUGGUUCGUGACAGACAGCUAGAGAAGGAAUAUGUAUGCCGAGUCAGAGGAGUGUUUCCAGAGGAGGAGGUGACCUGUGAGGAACCAAUCUUGGUAGUCUCAUAUAAGGUGGGAGUGUGCCGUGUGGACCCUAAGGGUAAGCCCUGCCGCACAGUUUUCCAAAGGCUGAGUACAAAUGGCCACUCCAGUGUAGUACGCUGUCUUCCACUUACCGGCCGCACACAUCAGAUUCGGGUACACCUGCAGUUUUUGGGUCACCCUAUCCUUAAUGAUCCUAUAUACUGCUCGGAGGCCUGGGGGCCAGAAGGUGGUAAAGGUGGUCGAGUUAACCUUAGUAAUGAGGAACUUUUGCGGGCACUAGUAGAUGAACACCGUGCUAAAGAAAGUCUUCAUCUCCUGGACCUUACUGAGGGGGACCUGGAUGAAAAAGAGGAGCCACAGAGAAACGAUUGUCCAACAGAAACUAGAAAUACAGACAAGGGCAGUUUUCUUCAUCUCAAACUGGACACAUCUUAUAACACUGGGACACGAGGAGAAAAACUUGGUGCCAGCUGCAAAACAGUUGAUUGUUCUGUUUCUUUGGAGGAACCUGCUUCCUUAAAUGAUAUGCAAAACGGAGCAGGGAAUGAACAGUUAAAUACAAAGAGCUUCAACUUGCCAUCUGAACCAGAAAAGGUGGACACAGAUAGUUCUAUGGACAGAGUGCAAAAUACUGUGACUAAGGAUCCUUUGUGUAGUGAGUGUAAGAUUGUGAGGGAGGACCCUACGGAAAAAGAACUUCUUAUGUACUUACAUGCUUUGUGUUACAAAGGACCAGAUUUUAAAUACUCCACUGAGCUUCCAGCUUGGGCUAGAGAAGAGUGGAAUGAUGAAUAAAGAGCUUGAGGCAUCUUCAGUCAAUCAGUCAUUUUCCAACCUGCUAUAUCCUAAGACAGGGUCACUAGGGGGGGGUUUGCUGGAACCAAUCCCAUCCAUCUUCAUAUAAUAAAAAGAAUAAAAAGGUACUGACCAUAUACGUCUCACUAUGGUUGUGAUCUCUGCAGCUUUAAGCAAUAUGAUUCACCUUAGCCAAUCCAGAGAUACUGAAACAGCAACUACUUUUGGAAUGGUGCCACACUGUGCCUGCAGACUGCAGUGACUAGAGUUUUGUUGCAGUCAUAUCCAUAGUUUACUUUGGUAGGACUGCAGUGUGAUAACACCAUCCUCAUUAAAUGAAAAUAUCUUUGUUUUUGCUUCAUCUACUUUCACUUUCUUUUGUCGCUAUAUCUUAAAAUAAUUUUUAUUCAUGUAUAAAAUGCAGUAGGGGAGCAUUAUAUAAAAUGUACAACCUCGGCUAACUUCAGGAGCAGUGCAUCUUCUGUACAGCUUAUUGAUUUUAUUUUUUUAAAUUAUAAUUUCGGUGCUCUUGUCUUCUCUGCGUGUGUUUUUUUUUAUAUUACUCUGUAGAGGUUGUUGUUUUUCCCUAACCUGCUUAAUCCACUUAAAAGUGUCAAUGGUGGUGCCUGUUUCGGGUAUUAGUCCAUCACAAAGCACACUGAUUUAGAUUUUGAAUCCACCUAAUGUGCAUGUUUGCAGGUGACAAAAACUUGAGCAGUCUUGAACUUGAAGAUCCCAGUGUUACUCCUGUUGUGAGAGGAAAACUGUGGGCUUUGUUAAAUUCAGCUUAUUCUACCGAGUACAGGUUUAGAGCUGUACGACAAUUACAGAAAAAAGUGAGCACAGGCAGCUUUUUCUUAACUGUUUUUUUUUUUUUAAUCAGAGUUCCAAAACUCGUGCUGCACAUAGGAACUGUUUAAAAUGUUUAACUUAGUAAGAAAAUUUCUGAAACCAAAUACACCACCACUAUCUAAUUCAGUUUUGACAAGAUUCUGGAAGAGAUUCAGAAAUGCUCAAAGAAAAAGCCCACAGAGACAUGGUAACUGAGUUAGGUACUGCGCUCAAAACAAUGGAACUUUAAGGUCUAGUGCUAACUAGUGCACUAUUAGGACAUCCUGCUUUAUGCUGUAUAAAACCAAUAGUUUUAUUAUAGGGAACUGUGAUUAAAUUAGAUGAGAGUUGAAUUUGCAGUUAUGUAAAGUUGUUCACCUUUAGGCAGUAGUGAACCAGUUUUUAAUAUUCUUUUUUUUUUUUAAUUGGAACUUGUUUCAUACUGGUUUGUAUAUUUGCUUGUGAUGUUGGUCAAUGGUGAAAGAUGCAAUGUAAAAUAAUGAUUUGUCUUGUAAUGUAGACCGCCAAUUACUUUAUCCCUUGUGCUUUUCCGCUUUACUUUUAGGCUUCCACUAAUGCUGUGGAUAUUGCAAUACCAAAGAGCUAGCGUUUCACAUAAUAAUGCCUUUACAACAAAAGGAGUUGCACGUUUAGUUAGGUGAGUUAUCAGUAAUUGUGGGAUAUUGUCUUAUUCUUCCUUCAGGUCCUCCGGCAUCUCUGAAUGUGGUUGUACGCACAGUAGAUUUCUGUAGUUCUCCAUUGACUCUGAUCUGAAAGUGGCUCGUUUUGGCGAGUCUUAUACUUCACAAUGAGUACUUUUGACUUGAUAUUUGGGUGUAGGAAGAGUGCAAAGUACAGCUCUGAGGCAUUAGCCUUCAUUGAGUACAGUGUUUAAAAAUCAGUAUUGAUGAGGUGUUUUUGCUCAUCUUCACCAUUUGUGGUCUGCCUUUUAGGAAAUUUAGUAUCCAGUUACAGAUAGCCUUAUACAAACCAAGAUUUCAAAGAUUCAAGGGUAUUUUACGGGGAAAAAAAUCUCUGUACAAGGGAGAGCUGUAAUCCGUAAGAAAUAUCCAAAUAUUCAUGUGUUAACUUUCAAGAAAUUCAGGGCAUUGUGUAUAUCUAGCAAGAUGACAUUAUCAAUGGAUUUGUUCUAAAAGAAAAAAGAAACCGGAUUAAGGCCCACAAUUCAUCUGUCAUUGUGAACAAUUCUAGUAACUUUAUCACUAUUGAUAGCACCCACUGCAUCAGUUAGUAUCUUCAGGUCAUGUUUCUAAUAGUCUGCCAUUGAGCAAGGUCCUUAACCUGCAAUUACUCCAUCCUGGGUAUGACUUUAAUCUGCAUCCAG
Messenger RNA from Polypterus senegalus (gray bichir), 4236 nucleotides. RefSeq names its product RNA pseudouridine synthase domain containing 2 (gene rpusd2). The transcript has 4 exons. NCBI's taxonomy places the organism in Eukaryota, Metazoa, Chordata, Cladistia, Polypteriformes, Polypteridae. The coding region runs from base 78 to 2060 and encodes 660 amino acids. The record is from RefSeq and is a predicted model, not a curated record. Gene Ontology annotation, molecular function: pseudouridine synthase activity; RNA binding. Gene Ontology annotation, biological process: pseudouridine synthesis.